Messenger RNA from Equus quagga, 1691 nucleotides. It is a transcript of the gene PTPN1, whose product is annotated as protein tyrosine phosphatase non-receptor type 1. The record is from RefSeq and is a predicted model, not a curated record. NCBI's taxonomy places the organism in Eukaryota, Metazoa, Chordata, Mammalia, Perissodactyla, Equidae. The coding region runs from base 133 to 1407 and encodes 424 amino acids. Gene Ontology annotation, molecular function: protein tyrosine phosphatase activity. Gene Ontology annotation, biological process: protein dephosphorylation. The transcript is spliced from 9 exons.
GCGGCGUCUAGGGCGGCGGUAGCGGCGGGAGCGGCGACGCGGUGGGGCUCGGGGCUGCGAGGGCGACGCGGCCUGGAGCGGCGGACGGCGCAGCGGGCCCAGGAGGAGGCGCGGCGGCCGCCCUGGCCCGUCAUGGAGAUGGAAAAGGAGUUCGAGCAGAUCGACAAGGCCGGGAGCUGGGCGGCCAUUUACCAGGAUAUCCGACAUGAAGCCAGUGACUUCCCAUGUAGAGUGGCCAAGCUUCCUAAGAAUAAAAACCGAAACAGGUACAGAGAUGUCAGUCCCUUUGACCAUAGUCGGAUUAAACUACAUCAAGAAGAUAACGACUACAUCAAUGCUAGUUUGAUAAAAAUGGAAGAAGCCCAGAGGAGUUACAUUCUUACUCAGGGCCCUUUGCCUAAUACGUGCGGUCACUUUUGGGAGAUGGUGUGGGAGCAGAAGAGCAGAGGUGUCGUCAUGCUCAACAGAGUGAUGGAGAAAGGCUCGUUGAAAUGUGCACAGUACUGGCCACAAAAAGAAGAAAAAGAAAUGAUCUUUGAAGACACAAAUUUGAAGUUAACGUUGGUCUCUGAAGACGUUAAGUCGUAUUACACAGUGCGACAACUGGAAUUGGAAAACCUUACGUCUAAAGAAACUCGAGAAAUCUUACAUUUCCACUACACCACGUGGCCUGACUUUGGAGUCCCCGAAUCACCAGCCUCGUUCCUGAACUUUCUCUUCAAAGUCCGUGAGUCAGGCUCCCUCAGCCUGGAGCAUGGCCCCAUCGUGGUGCACUGCAGCGCCGGCAUUGGCAGGUCGGGGACCUUCUGCCUGGCCGACACCUGCCUCCUGCUGAUGGACAAAAGGAAAGACCCUUCUUCUGUUGAUAUCAAGAAAGUUCUGUUAGAGAUGAGGAGGUUCCGGAUGGGCCUGAUCCAGACGGCAGACCAGCUCCGCUUCUCCUACCUGGCUGUGAUCGAAGGCGCCAAGUUCAUCAUGGGAGACGCUUCAGUGCAGGAGCAAUGGAAGGAGCUCUCCCAUGAGGACCUGGAGCCCCCACCUGAGCACGUCCCCCCACCUCCCCGGCCACCCAAACGAAUCCUGGAGCCACACAAUGGGAAAUGCAAGGAAUUCUUCCCAAACCACCAGUGGGUAAAGGAGGCGACCGAGGAGGAUAAAGACGACGGCCCCAUCCAAGAAGAAACCAGAACCCCCUUAAGUGUCCCCUGCAGCAUGGAAAGCAACAGGCAAGACACUGAAGUCAGAAGGCGGGUCGCCGGGGGAGGUCCUGCCCAGGGGGAGCUGUCGCCACCCAAGGAGGAGCAGGACCAGGCGCUGACUCACUGGAAGCCCUUCCUGGUCAACAUGUGCAUGGCCACAGUCCUCACGGCCGGCGCGUACCUCUGCUACAGGGUAUGUUUUCACUGACAGACGUGCUGGCGAGACCGUGUACAGAGAGCACUGGCCGACAGCCCGGCGUUAGCAUCCAGUGCUGCACGAGGAUCUGAGCCAGUCUCAGAAGAAACAGAUCAAAGGUUCUUAGAGUAUGGAACUGAGAAGGGCUAACGAGAGGACUGAGGAUUGAUGCGCUGGGGUUUCAAGGAGCCCUGUGGUCCCAAGAAUAUGCGAGUCUAAUCUCAGGGCCUUAACCUGUUCAGGAGUAAGUAGAGAAAAUGCCAAAUACAUCUCUCUCUCUCUCUUAUUUUUUUUUU